AGCUAUAAAAGCUGAAUUGCUAAAAACAGAACUCAUUCUACAUCUUUUCUCAUCCAAUUCAAAACCUCUCAAGCUAACAAUGAAGUUAUCUCUUAUCCUGAUCGCCCUGCUUAAUGCAUUCUUGUGCAUUUCAGCUAUGUCGGAAUCAGAACAAGAUAUAUGCGAUCUACCAAAAUCUCGGGGGUUGUGCAGAGGUAUGAGCAUGCAGUACUUCUUCAAUACCAAGACACAAAAUUGUGAGGAAUUCAUUUAUGGAGGAUGCUUUGGAAAUGGAAAUCGAUUUGAAUCACUGGAGGAGUGUCAAGAGAUUUGUAUGUCAGAAUAAAGGAAUUUCAAGGGUUGGUUGUUAUAAUCACCAAGUGAAAUUCCAUGCUUUUUGCUGA
Messenger RNA from Hermetia illucens (black soldier fly), 383 nucleotides. RefSeq names its product kappaPI-actitoxin-Avd3d-like. The record is from RefSeq and is a predicted model, not a curated record. Gene Ontology annotation, molecular function: serine-type endopeptidase inhibitor activity. The coding region runs from base 80 to 325 and encodes 81 amino acids. The transcript has 2 exons. NCBI's taxonomy places the organism in Eukaryota, Metazoa, Arthropoda, Insecta, Diptera, Stratiomyidae.